Molecule: messenger RNA, 6925 nt
Organism: Myodes glareolus (Bank vole)
Lineage: Eukaryota; Metazoa; Chordata; Mammalia; Rodentia; Cricetidae
Gene: Slamf7
Product: SLAM family member 7
Biological process (GO): T cell activation
Cellular component (GO): membrane; external side of plasma membrane
Source: RefSeq, a predicted model, not a curated record
ACAGACCUCAAAGCUUCAGGAUCUCCGCAACACAGGGCAAUAGCAGAAUAACCAAGAGGAGUUCCAGUGGGAGCCCAGCACCAAUAGUGUAACAGAAGCCAGAAGCCUCAAACCAGAUCAAUGAACACUUACAACUGGAGGCUAGAGAAGUCUGAUGCCUUAGGGUGAAUGUGGGUCCUCUGAGUGACUGACAACCUGACGUCGAUAUGGCUGGUUUCUCCACAUUCAUCAUCUUUACCUCUGUGCUCUGUCAGAUCCCAGUGACAGCAAAAACUUCUGGAACUCUGAAGGAGAUGGCUGGUGCCCUUGGUGGAUCUGUGACCUUCAGUCUGAAUUUCACAGGAAAACAGGUUGACACUAUUGUAUGGACCUUCGAGACACUUUCUCUUGCCGUCAUAUCUAAGGACAAAGUCAUAGUGCCUCAAAAUCAUAACAAAGAAAGGAUAGUCUUCCCAGAUGGAAACUACUCCAUGACACUCAGCCAGUUGAAGAAGAAUGACUCAGGUGUCUACCGGGCAGAGAUUUACAGUCCAUCUCUUGGGUCUCCCUUCACCCAGAAAUAUGUGCUGUAUGUCUAUGAGUAUCUGUCAAGGCCCAAAGUCACCUUGGAUGGGCAAGACACCACGAAUGGCACCUGCACAACCAACCUGACAUGCUCCAUGGACAAGGGAGGAGAGAAUGUGACUUACAGCUGGAAAGUCGUUGGGAAGGGAGUCAAUGAAUCUCAUGAUGGUGCCAUCCUCCCCAUCUCCUGGAGAUUGGGAGAAAAAGACAAGACUUUAAUUUGCAUGGCCAGAAAUCCCAUCAGCCAAAGUUCCUCGAUCCCCACCCACGUCCAGAAUCUCUGUGAAGAUGCUGCCAAGGACCUAAAUUCACCCAGCAUAAUCCUAUAUAUCCUGCCAGUGUCAGUUGUACUCGGUCUCUUGCUGGCGAUUAUUCCUGUUGCUAUGCGUACAGAGAAAGGAAAAGUUUCCAAGGAAGACAUGGAGAAAGUGAACAUCCGCCAGAAAAAGCCAAACUUCUGUUCCCACUUGGAAGAGAAUCCAGAAUAUGACACAAUCCCUUACAUGAAUGAAACAAAUAUGGAAGAGAUAGCAGCAAACACACUUUAUUCCACCGUGCAGACUCCCAAAGUGGUGAAGAGUCCCAGCUCCCUGAUUGCAAUGCCACCUACGUCAAGGCCGUUAAGCUUUGAAAAUAUUAUCUAGACAGCGGGACUCUUUCUUCUCAGUCCAGCUAAACACGAAGCAUUCAUCAUUCUCUGCAGAAGUGGAAACUUCUAUCACAGACUGAAUGUAAAUGCCUCCCCAUGCAUUUGCAUACAGAUGGUGAAGGCCAGACUCAAGAAGUUUCAAAGAACAAUAACUCUUGGGGAUUGGCAUGGAGCCCAUUCCUAUUUCAUUUAGUGGAGAAAUUUGUUUCUAGACACCACAACACCAAUGCUGUGACACAGCCAUACUCCUUUUUUUCCGUAUUUAUAGUAAGAAAUCAAAACAAAGAAAAGAAACAGGAAGAUGAGGAAAAUAUGCAGUUUGAUAAACAGCAUGAAUGCAUUUAAAGUUGUUGGGAAAUUGGGUAUACACGAAGAAGCUGCAGCGGUUAAAGAGAUGGGCUGCAGUAAAGAGUAACCUCAGACUUUGCACUAGGACAGUAGAAAAGAAACACUGAGAGCAAGGCCCUGUCUAUCAAGAACUCCAACUAAAAAGUCCAUUUGAAAAGAUGUCAUUUAAAAGGAAGAAUGUGUGAACACAGAGCAUCCUACUUCAGUAAAUUAGGCUGGAAACGCGUUUCUCCAGAUUCACCUGCGUGGGCUCUCAGAACCUGUUGAAGCUCUGACUCAAGGGGGUGUGGCUCUACCCUGGACCAGCUGCAGAAUUUGGCAAUAUCCAUAUGCUGGUGCCUUUGCAUACAGGCAGAAUGUAGAAGCUAGAAGCCGCUGAGGCUUGCUCUGAGUAUAUAACAAGGUUGGUCUUUCUGAGUGGAACUGCCAAGCAACCUUGCAUGAAACUAUGAAGGCAAAGCCUAGGUUGCAGUAUAGACUCCAAGACACUGGAGCUACCAGGAACGUGAAGCAUCUGCUGAGAAAACUUCAGGCACUGAAUAUACCCAAGAAAGAUGUCAUGUGUGUUUUUGUUAGAAUAGAAUGGCCAUGGAAAAAGGCCUCCCCAAAUCAACUGGAAGCAGCCAUUGCAAACACCCUCUAAUGUAGACUGAGCCCCUACAGUCAUCAUGCCUUCUGAUGAUGGAUUUCAUCGCUGGAACUCAAAACCAAAAUAACCUUCUGCCCUCGUGAGUUGCUUCUGUCAGGAUUCUGGCCUCAACACAAGAGGACCAACUAAUACAGCUUCCUUCCAGAAUAAGCUACUUGUAUGCUGCUUUGGGCCCUGAGGUUCAUUGUUCCACCUCUGAGAACUCUUAUCAAACCCAGAGUCUGUAUUCCUUCUGUAAAUGUGACUGUGAAUCUGUCGGUCCUAAGGGAAAAAAAAGCCCAGAAAUGUACAUAUUAAUUAAGACCUCAGAACAAGCUCUCAAGUCCCAUCCUAUUCUAUAACUUGAGAUCAGAACGAUAACAGGAGACUGCUUACCAGGACUGACAUGUUCAGCACAAGCAGGUUUAACAGCCCAAAAUGAUGUAUUAUUAAUGGAGUUAACAGCUAUAUGCCAGGUACUGUGCCAAACUUGACUGAAUUAUUCCAACACACUCUGCUCUUGCUUGACAUUUCAUGAACAACUUUACAGAGAGCCACAGAAACAAUGGCUAUACAGUCCCAGAAGGCCCGAUGUGGGCAUGCAGGUGCCAGAGGUCAAAAUGCACAAGGAUAGGACAUCCAGCUAAAUCCCUAUGUUUGGCUGGUACCAUCCCCAUUGAGUGUCCAUCACUCAAAGCACGUGGUGAAGGACAAGGACCCCUUACCUUUACUUCACUUUUCCCUUGCAUGCUCCAAAGGAAAAACCUAAGCUCUGGGCCUUUAAAGGAGCCAAUUAUUCUCAAUAGAGGAAUAGCCUGAAUAUACAUGUUGGAUCCAGUCAAGGAGCUGGAGUCAAGUGUAGUUGAGUCUGGGGUUUGAUGUCUUGAAAAGGUUUACAACUGUUAAGAACUUAUGGUAGGUAAAACAGACACAUUCCUAGCCCCAUAGAACUCACUUUAUUUUUUUGGUGUUUUGAAAGAGACAUGGGAACACAUGGGGCAGUGUGUGUGUGUGUGUGUGUGUGUGUGUGUGUGUGUGUGUAUGUGUGUGUGUGUGUUUGUGCACGCACGUACAUGUGCAUUUGAUAUAUUUCCAGAACCAGAACUUAUAUAUCUUGUAUGAGGAUACUAAAGGGGAACCAGGAUUCUAAGGUUGAAGGACAUAAACUCAAAUAGUUUUAAAACAUGUUUUUUUUUUAAAAAAAGAGGAAGCACGUCUUUAUAAAGAAGAAGUAUCUGGAGUAAGGAAGCACUUCCAAAUAUAAAAUGGAAGCAAAAACAAAAAUAAAUCUACCAAAAAAAAAAAAAAAGAGGAAGCCAAGAAACUGGGAGAGGAGGAAGUUUGAGGCUGAAGACUUGAGGGGAAAUGAAAGCUAAAAAGCUAAAAAUAGGAUGCAUUUCCCAGUACAUGGCAACUCUGUCAAGAGCUAGCCUCUGCCCAGAGCUGUGUAGGCAUUUGCCCAAGGCACAGAUGUAAAUGCUAUUAAAUAUUACAGAUCACUGUAUUUAUUACUCUAAUUAAAAAGUAAGAUAUUAUUUAAAUAAAAUCAGUAUGUAUUAAGGGAGGUUCCCCCAAAGUUCUCACGAAGGUGAAGGGAAGGGCCCAUAGCAGCACUUGGAGGUGAGAACUGUCUACCAUGCAGCCAGGAGAAACCAGGGCUUCAAGCUUGUCCAGAAAAUAAUAAUUCUGUAAUUUGAUUCUUUUAAAGACAUUGUGAAAUUCACAUACAAAAAUAUGCAUUAUGUUGCAAUUUUCCAUAGACAAAUUCUGGAAACUCCCUAAGAGUGAGCCCAUAAAUAAGGUUAAAUGAGCAAAGACUUUAAGAGUAUAGGGUAGGGAGCUAGAGGACGACUCAGAAGUUAUAAGCACCUGAUUUUCCAAAGGAGUUUAAUCCUCAAUACUGAGAAGGUGGCCCACAAGCAUCAGUAACUCCAUUUCCAGGGCAUCUUAUACCCUCUUCUGACUUCCAUGGGUACCAUGCAGGCACAUGGUACAUAAACAUACAUGGCAGUCAAUGUCUGUACACAUAAAAUAAUGAAAUUAAGUUAAAUCUUAAAAAUAUGGUUUAUAUAGCCAAAUAUGUUAGACAUAAGCUUAUAAUCUCAGUAUUUGGAAGGCAGAGAAAGGAGGCUAGGUAUAAGUUUGAAGUCAGACUAUAUAGUAAGUUUCAAGCCAGCAAAGGUUAUAUAAUACGAAGAUCCUGUCAACAUUAACAAUUAUUAUUUUUUGUUAUUGUUAUAAAUUUACAUUUGUCUAAAAUUUUAAAAAAUGUAGUUCAUGGUGGUUAUGUGCUUAUAAUCUUACCGCCCAGGAGACUUAAACAGAAAGACCACACAUUUGAGGUCUACUGGGGCUACAAAAACAACAAAAAAUGAAGGUCAAACAGUUUUUAUAACGCUAGAAACUGUAACAGUUAUCAUAAGUGGGAAAGAUAACGUGUAGAAGUGAAUGUGCUCCGUGAGUACUGUUACACUGAAAGAAACGCCUUGCGUGAAAACAAGCCCCAGCCCAAGCACCACAUAACUAGGUGUCAAGGUGUGUGCUAUAGUAGCUGCCCUCCAGAAAUGUUGGCAGUGGGGUCAGAAAUUCAGAAUCCUCUGCUAACUAGUUCCAGGUCAGCCUGAAAUAAAUGAAACAUUGUUCAAAAUAAAUUAAGAAGGAAGAAGGAUGGUGGGGGAAGGAGAGAAAAGAAGGGGGGAGUGAGGUCAAUGCUUCUCCAUCCUUCAAUUAAUAUGGAGUGCGUAUAUUUCUUUAAAAAAAAAAACUAUGUGUGAAGAAAGCACAUUUAACUACUAAUAAUAGUUUCUGAGGAGAGCGAAAGCUUAAGUGUCUCAUUAUUUGUUUGUUUUUCUUGUGUGUAUUCAUUUUCCAAAUGCUUUUCCAUUUCAAAAAAAUGCGUAUUAUAUAAGCAGGAUGGAAAAAAAUUGUAAAUAGAUUUUCAGUGAGAAUAAGAGUUGGUGUCUGCUAAGAACUGAAGGGGAAACCUGAAACCCACCUGUUAAAAGUGUGGUGAAGGAAAAUGGAAACUGCCCCCCUGCGGGAGAACAAAGGCAGACCCUCCCACAGUGAUCACAGGAAAAGAUUAAUUUCGGUCAGGGCAUGACUUGCAUCUGUGGUGGGUUGUGGGCAGGCAAAGAGAGCUGGGCUUUAGAUUCCCCAAUCACCUCCCCAAUCUCCUCUGUCUGGGAACUAACUCAUACAGCAAAAAAUUAGGAUUAGCAUCCUUCCCACCCCACCCCACCACCACCCUCUCUUGCUUUAAUUAAACAGGGACUGGAGUCUAGGAACUCAGUAUUUCACAAUGGUGGGCUCAAAAGGAGGUUCUUUCCUCUUGAGCUCAAGCUGACAGCAAAGGAAACCACCAACUAGGUAGUGCGAAAACUCACACCGCUUCAUGGGCCCACCACAUACAGCCCUCUGAGUUAUGUUGUGUGCAACUUGUGAAAUAUGAGCCAUGAAUUCUCGAAUAUAGAAACCUAAUAAAAGGAAGGAGGGGGAGCAAGACUGUAUCAUUUCAAGAAGGCACUUGCUCGUGUACUGACACAUGCAUGCAUAUUUUUAUCUGUCCAACAGCACUACUGCGUACCACUAAUGUCAGGCACUGUCCAAAAGUACAGAGCAUACAACAGUGAACCAGAAUAGAGGUCUGUGCCCUCAGGAUGCUUAAACUCCAGUGAGAGGCCAACGUACAUACUAUCCUUCAAAUAACAUAGAGUGGUCAGGACUGGUCACCUACAAUGGAGGGGCUUACCUAGGACAAGGGAAUGGUCAGAGAAACUUCAAUUCAAUAUUGAUAUGAAAUCUAAAGAUGAAUAAACAAGAAGAGGGAAACAUAAAAGGGGCUCCUUGUAGUCAGAGAGGACAGCCAGUGCAAUGCCCUGUGACGAGAAGACCUGAAAGAAAAGAAGUUGCUGUGGCCAGCCCAUAAAGCUCUGUGCUUAUAGAACAUAGUUACAGUGAAAGAAAACACUGUAAGGGACAAAGCUCGAUGCAGGAUAACAUCUUAGAGGCUAGUGUAGGGGUCCAUGAGAAGUACCAGGAUGUGGAAUGGGGUGGUAGGAUGGAUGUGGAGAAAGAAAAAAGGUUUCAAGAGAUAGACCUCAGGGACAGGAGAUGUCUGCUCCCAGAGCUGCCCUGGGGGUGUGUUCAAUGAUCUAAGAGAGGAGACAGAGAGAUUCCCCUUUUCUAGAGAGACAAAAUCUGGCCUAACAGUCAUCAAGAUUAUGGGACUCAUUCGCCACUUUGACCUGGGAACCCAAAAAGAUUGACCCUCAGAGGAAAAAAUUAAACAAGAAAUACAUUAGCCUUAGCCAAAAUCAAGGCAUCUGAAAAUUGGAAAUGAGAUUUUAAAGGUCUGAUGUUUCUUGUAUCAAGGAUCAUCACUAGAAGAAAAUACCAUUAUUAGGUCUCAAGCCAUCCCUGAAAGCUAUCUUUCAUAUGCAGUGUUCAUCACACAAUUGAAAUAACCAGGCACAGAAGGGAAGCAAAACCCCACAAACAAGAACCUCUGAGUGGGGAGAGACAAUCCUGACUGCAGCCUGUAUUCAGUAUCACUUCAUACUCAGAGGAGAGGGAGACACUGAAAACUUCUUCAGUUCAUGAAUCUGUGGACAAAUUUUAUAGAUACCUUGAUUUCUAUCUGGAUUAAUUCUAAGUGAUCUUUGUGUUUAUCGCCAUCUGUCAAACUGGCAAACAGAAGAAAAGAGCAAAUAAACUGUACAAUUAUGUUAAUAAUA